Messenger RNA from Drosophila santomea, 2030 nucleotides. Its product is annotated as probable salivary secreted peptide. The coding region runs from base 1546 to 1905 and encodes 119 amino acids. The record is from RefSeq and is a predicted model, not a curated record. Lineage: Eukaryota; Metazoa; Arthropoda; Insecta; Diptera; Drosophilidae. The transcript is spliced from 2 exons.
UGAAUUGCAUAUAAGUAAAGUUAUAACAAAUAUUACCAGGUAGCUACAGUGCUAUAUGUGCGUAUGCAAAACAUAUUGUGUACUUUUUAUCCGAUUUCAUGCUCAAAUAGAAGACAGCAUAAUAUUUAUUGCUUUUCGUGUGUUUGUGAAUGUUUUUGCAUGUGAGGCCCUGCAGCUGAAUUUUAUUGUCCACCUAAAUUUUGCUUUGCUGAUUUGUUUGCCAACGAACGAAUCGCUUUUUGUUUGUUUGCUUGUUUGCUUGCUUCUCUUUUUGCGGUAAACACAUGCAGACCUACAUCUUUUAGCCCACACCCACACACACACACCCAUUCAUACAAACUCACAAACACACACUUAUACAAUCUAUGCACCAACACAGAGGCAGCAUGAAACGCAGCUAUAAGAGACACUUAACAACGGUUUCUCGGCCAUUUUGUUUGUGUUACUGCCAUUUUUUGUGCGUCUGUCUAUGUGUAUGUGUGUUGUGUGUGUGUGAGCAAAUGAGAAAAACCAACGUGGCAACCAUAAAACACAAAUACCAGCGCACACAUAGAGACAUUCUCAUGUUUGCACAAUAAAAUUUCAACAAUAUACGCGACCGGGGCGCCUCUGUACUUGAGUAAAUUGGAUCUGUGCAGUGGCUCGUGUGCGCCGGGUGGCGCGGGUGGGGGAAAUGUUAAAAUUAAAUAAAUAUUUGCCUUAAAGAAUGCCGCGGCGGCUUUCCAAACCGAAACAAGACACCCACACAGAGCGGUAUUUAAAGCAGCCGACCGCAGAAACAGCAAGAGCAACAGAAAACCGGGUCGAAAACAAAAGUCUCGAGUCGCGGAAAUCUUGGCAAAAGUAUUUCCACUUGGCAAAAUACGAGACUGCGGACGGUAAGUGGAAAGUGGAGCAUUUUCUCAGACCCGAAGGGUUCCGAAUCUAAAGUUUUACAUUUUAAGGCUAAUAAGCCAUAAAUUUAUGCUCCUUAUUUAAUUACCAAGCUAAUGUAAUGACAAAAAACCAUAUUUUUGUGGUCAUAAUUAAAGCAAAUAUUGGUUGAGUUCCGAAUAGCUUUGGCCUAAUGACUGGGAUUAUAUGGCUUAUAUUAGUGAAAUGAAUAUUUAAUGACUAUUCGCCACUCCACGCAACAUUUUUCAGUGAAUUAUUACUUAUUUAUUUGUGCUAAGCUACAUAGUCAUGUAUAACUUUGUUGGUAAAAUGUUUCUUAAAGUGUAACUGUUUCAUUAUUAAAGUGAGUAAGACCAUAUUUAUUUGCAAAGAAGUCUGUUUAUGUUGAUUGCUAUUUUGUUUUCCGACUGCCAGUCUGUCUGUAUAUUUUAUACACCAUUUUAUUUUGUAUACAUAAAAGUAAAUCAAAAUGCUGAAUAAAAGCAGCAAUUUUUGUGUCACAAUUAAUCAACUUUAUGUAGUUUAUUGUUUGCCACAACUUUAUUCAAUAUCCAUUGUUUAUUGUUUUUAGCAAACAGCUGGGUGGAAAUAAUGCAGCUGUUUGCAGCUAUAAAAGCAUCGUGCUAAGAAAAAGUUAAAUCAUUUUGAAAAAUGAAAAUUUCCGCAAUAUUACUACUAAUCUCGCUAGCCGCCCUUUCUGAGGCAGCGGGGCGUGGCCGUAGUCACAGUAUUACGUGGGGCGCCAGAAGCUACAGGGAUAUGCAUUUGCGCAGGGAGAUCAUUACGGAGAAGUCCAAGUUCCUGCGCGUGGUCACCAGAGACUAUGUGUUUGAACAAAAGAAACUGGCACGCACCAUCACACAAAUCGUGAUCACGGAUCAGGUUCGGGAUGGAAAUGGAGGUCAUGCCUAUCUCACCGAGGGUGGACCACAGACCACGUAUGCCAAGAUCCACUUGAAGAGCCAGCGCAAUCAGGGCUUCAGUUUCAUCAUCGACAUCUACGGCAUUUAAUUAUACAUAUGCCCCUUAAUUUAUGCCUCUCAGAUACAUAUGCAAAUGCAGAUAGUUUGUUUAUUUACAUACUGAAUAUAUAUCCGCAAGCACACUCAUUGCGUAUUUAUGUAAAUGAUCAAACA